AUGUUCAAGCUCGAUUUCCUGUCCAACGACCGGAGCCAGCCGCUCCAGAACGACCUCGAGACGUGCGAGGAUGACGGCAUCGUCCAGCACGACUCCCUGUCGUUCGACAUCCCCAACGUCUCCAACCCGAUCGAGUGGUUGAAGUUCCAGACAAGCAACGCCGCGGAGAACGCUAUCAAGCUCGCAAAAGGAACCACCACCCUGGCCUUCAAAUUCAACGGCGGAAUCAUCGUUGCUGUUGACUCGAGAGCAACUGGCGGCCAGUACAUCGCCUCUGGAACGGUCAAGAAGGUCAUUGAAAUCAAUCCCUACCUUCUGGGAACGAUGGCUGGCGGUGCUGCCGACUGCUCGUACUGGGAGAGAGAGCUGGGCCGCCGUGCAAGACUUUACGAGCUCCGAAACAAGGAGCGAAUCUCCGUAGCGGCUGCCUCGAAGCUGCUCGCCAACAUGGUCUAUAGUUACAAAGGAAUGGGCCUGUCGAUGGGAACGAUGAUUGCCGGCUGGGAUAAGAAGGGCCCUGGUCUCUACUAUGUCGACUCCGAUGGCCAACGACUGGCCGGAAAUCUCUUCUCUGUUGGAUCGGGCUCGACCUAUGCCUAUGGUGUCCUGGAUGCCGGAUAUCGACCCGAUCUGACAGCCGAGGAGGCCAUUGAUCUGGGAAGACGGGCCAUCUACCACGCCACCUUCCGUGAUGCUUACUCCGGCGGCCGCAUCAAUGUCUACCAUGUCAAGGAAACGGGAUGGGAGUUCAUCAGCCAAACAGACUGCACAGAGUUGCAUUACCAGGUAUGGACAGAGGCUCAACCAGAAGCGAUCGCUGACUGCUGGUGUCCGUCGAGCCCACACAACACACAACGCCAUGGCGAUGGCAUAGAACAGAGCUCGAUUGCUGUGAUUAGCCAAGAACCCUAA
Molecule: messenger RNA, 912 nt
Organism: Polychytrium aggregatum
Lineage: Eukaryota; Fungi; Chytridiomycota; Chytridiomycetes; Polychytriales
Product: LMP7-like protein
Exons: 6
Coding region: 1-912 (303 amino acids)
Cellular component (GO): proteasome core complex
Molecular function (GO): threonine-type endopeptidase activity
Source: RefSeq, a predicted model, not a curated record